AUGUCUCCCGCUGUGAUUUCGCAGACCAACGGCGCCAAUGGCACAAACGGUGCCAAGGCUCAAUUGGGCGACGUUUUGCACAUCAUUGACAGCCGUACGGGCCAAUACCACGCCAUCAACAUCCACCAGAAUGCCAUCAACGCCAGCGACCUCAAGGUGUUGAAAGCGCCCAAGGACGCGAACCAUCCCGAGUACCAAAAUGACCAGGGUAUUCGAGUCUAUGAUCCUGGCUACUCCAACACCUUAGUCAGCGAAAGCAAGAUCACGUACAUUGAUGGUCUGGAGGGCACUAUCCAGUACAGGGGAUACUCAAUCGACGAUAUUAUCGGCAAGAAAAAGUUUGUCGACGUGUCUCAUUUGCUCAUCUGGGGAAAGUGGCCAUCAGCAGAUGAGGCCCAGACAUACCAGCAACGUCUAAACGAUGUGCCACUCAUCAACGAGACUGUUUUCAACGUCAUUAGAUCAUUCCCAAAGGAUGGGUCCAUCUUGGGCAUGAUGAUUGCAGGACUGAGCGCUUUGCAAUCAAGCGACAUGAGUGCCGUGCCGGCCCAUGCGGCCAAGAACCUCUACCUUGGCCAGCCAAAGAAUGUGGAUGACCAGAUCAUUCGAGUAAUGGCUAGCCUGUCCAUGAUCACGGCUGCCGCCUACUGUCACCACAGCGACCGGACCUUCACGCCACCAAGAAAGGACUUUUCCUAUGUGGGAAACUUCCUCCUCAUGACGGGCCACGUCGAGGAGAGCACGGGAGUGCCAAACCCCCGUUAUGUGGAUGCGAUUGAGCGACUCUGGGCAACCGUUGCCGACCACGAAAUGACUUGUUCCACGGCAGCCCUGCUGCAGACUGCUUCGGCGCUUCCAGACGUCAUCUCGAGUUUGAUCUCGGCCCUGUCUGCCAGCUACGGCCCGUUGCACGGCGGCGCCAUCGAGGUCGCGUACAAGAACAUUGAAGAGAUUGGCACGGUCGAGGAUGUACCGGCCAAGAUUGAGCGCGUCAAGGCGGGCAAGGAGCGUCUUUACGGCUAUGGCCAUCGUGUAUACCGCGUCACCGACCCUCGCUUCACAUACAUUAGCGAUAUUCUCGAUGAACUAUCCGACGAGAUUGAAAAAGAUCCUCUUCUCCGAGUCGCAUUCGCUCUAGACCGCGCAGCCGCUCAGGAUGAGUACUUUAUCUCGAGAAAGCUUCGUCCCAAUGCCGACUUGUUUGCCGCAUUUGCCUACAAGGCCAUUGGAUUCCCAGCCAACUUUAUCUUGCCAAUUUCGGCCGUAUCAAGAACACAGGGGUUCAUGGCUCACUGGAAAGAGGCAAUGGAAGGUGCACCUCGUAUCUGGCGGCCGGGCCAGAAGUACACGGGCAACCUGAACCAGACUGAGUAA
Molecule: messenger RNA, 1374 nt
Organism: Pestalotiopsis fici W106-1
Lineage: Eukaryota; Fungi; Ascomycota; Sordariomycetes; Amphisphaeriales; Sporocadaceae
Exons: 5
Coding region: 1-1374 (457 amino acids)
Biological process (GO): tricarboxylic acid cycle
Molecular function (GO): acyltransferase activity, acyl groups converted into alkyl on transfer
Source: RefSeq, a predicted model, not a curated record